AUGCAGUACUCCCUGCUUUCCGUUCUCUCCUUUGCCACCGUCGUCUACGGACACGGUCAUGUGCUCAGCCCCCAGGCCAGGGUGGCAGGCGCCGGCUUUGGCCAAAACUGCGGCCAGCAGAUGCUGUCCAUCGAGAGCUCGGACCGGAACAGCAACAUCCAGAACCUCCAACAGCAGGCCAAGUCCGACUUUGACCCGAAGAAGUGCAACCUGGAGCUGUGCAAGGGCAUCCCGUUCUCAGACGUCAAGUCGGGCGAUGUGCAAAAGUACACGGCGGGCCAGACCGUGGAUUUCAAGGUGCAGAUCGCCGCGCCGCACACGGGUGUCGCAAACGUCUCGGUCAUCGACACGACCACCAACACCAUGAUCGGGAAGCCGCUCAUCCAGUUCACAAACUACGCCUCGACCUCCACGGGCGUCGCAAAGAACAACACCGACUUCAGCGUCACCAUCCCGAAUGACCUGUCGGUCUGCACCACCGCCGGAGUCUGUGUGCUGCAGUGGUGGUGGGAUGCCCCUGAUAUCAAGCAAACUUAUAUCAGCUGCGUCGACUUUACCACUGGCUCUGGUGGCUCUGGAUCGGGAUCGGGAUCUGGCGCUGGAUCUGGCUCUGGCGCCGGCUCCAACAACGCAACUGCUAGCGGUACCGGUGCCCAGGCUAACGCCGCCAGUCCCAGCCAGUCGUGCAACUAG
Molecule: messenger RNA, 693 nt
Organism: Pyricularia grisea
Lineage: Eukaryota; Fungi; Ascomycota; Sordariomycetes; Magnaporthales; Pyriculariaceae
Exons: 1
Coding region: 1-693 (230 amino acids)
Source: RefSeq, a predicted model, not a curated record